Messenger RNA from Boeremia exigua, 2207 nucleotides. RefSeq names its product UV radiation resistance protein and autophagy-related subunit 14-domain-containing protein. Gene Ontology annotation, cellular component: lytic vacuole; endosome. Gene Ontology annotation, molecular function: SNARE binding. The record is from RefSeq and is a predicted model, not a curated record. Gene Ontology annotation, biological process: SNARE complex assembly. The transcript has a single exon. The coding region runs from base 282 to 1877 and encodes 531 amino acids. Lineage: Eukaryota; Fungi; Ascomycota; Dothideomycetes; Pleosporales; Didymellaceae.
GUGCGUCUGACCUGACUCGCGCGCGCCUGCUGCCUCCGUUACACUGCGAUCUUCUGACCGCCAGGUACUCUUCUCUCCCCAUCUUCUCCCUUCCUCUCCCCUCCUCCCCGCUUUCUGCUAUUGCCUCGUACAACACGCAACAAACACCGGUUCUUCCACUCCAUGGGUUUGUAAUCGCGCAACCUGCUAGGGCAGUCCUCAACUCAUCAUGAUCCCGCGGUACCCUUCUCGACCCUCAUUCUACGGACCUCAGGGAGGCGAGAUCACCUAACACCAUAAACAUGGAAUGCGAUAUUUGUGGCAAGGCUGGCAGCCAUGACCACCUACUUCACUGCAUAACUUGCGCCCGCUCAUACCUAGAACAACCCCGCAUCGAGCUCGCGAAGACGCUUAUCGACAAGGACGGGGUUGAAAGACACGUCAAGGCUGUUAUACAAGGCACAGAUGACACGCCGAGCGUGUCUCUGUCAGAUUCGAAAGGAGGCUUUCUGGUUGACCGUCAGCUAUGCACUGACAAUCUGAACUGGCAACGGACGAGGACGGAAACAGUUGAGAUUCAGGAGAGAAUGACGCUUAUCACCGAGCAAGCAUCCCGUCUCCGAGAGCAGAUGCAGAUCAUGAGGGCAGCGAUCGAAGUAAAACAAGCGGUGAAUGCCCAGCGCAAGUCAGACCUGUCAUCUGCCACUUAUGGCAUCGACUCUCGGCGAGCCAACGAGCUAGAAAAGGUGCAGCAGAUGGUGAAGAGGAUGGACUACAAGUCUGACAAAGUACACUUUGAUACCAUCGAGCAGCGAAGACAGCUGUGCACAACAUCUGCAAAGCUCGCCGGGCUGAAGUUGAGCAAAAGGAGGACCAAAGAUGGGGGCAUCAAGGAAGUCCUCAACAUUGGACCGGGAAUAAAGCUGCGCAUCUGGGACCUCCGAGACAUGAACGACGCCCCGCCGGAUUUUCUAUCAGCCUCUCUCGCUGCUGUCGCUCAGUUGCUUGUGCGCGUCGCUGCUUACUUGGGCAUUCGUCUUCCCGCCGAGAUUACGUUGCCUCAUAAUGGUUAUCCUCAACCUACCAUAUUCAGCAUUGCCUCCUCGUACCAAGGCAAAAAGGUACCAUUUCCGGGCACUGCGCUCUCUGAUUCUUCGAGCAACAGUCCCGAGGCGUCUCGCACCCUCGACCCGCGCGUACCUCUUCCGAAGCCUCGUACCUUGUUCAUCGACCGGCCACUGGCGCACCUGUCUGCUGAAGACCCGCCGGCUUACUCAUCCUUCAUCGAGGGCGUGUCUUUGCUAGCGUACAAUAUCGCUUGGCUCUGUCGGACGCAGGGCAUGAAAGACGACUUCAAAGGCUGGGAAGACGUUGGACCCAUGGGCCGCAACCUGUACCGACUCCUCAUUUUGCAGGAAACGUACAUUUCCCGACGCCCAGAAAACCCACUCGACAAAGACAUGCAUGCCAUCAAAUCAUCUGCGUCACCCAUAAAAAGAGCCCCAGUGGGCUUUGGGCAGCUGUCACAUGCUACGUCACAUUCCACCCUCAACAUGGCAGAAAACGCACAGUAUCUCAGCGGUUGGAGUCUGACGCCCAUCAAAAUACUCGACGAGAUGAAGGCAUACUUGCUAGCAGAGCAACAAGCCCAGGAGUGGGACGUGCUCAAUCAGAAGGAGUGGGAAGACAUGGAAAAUCUCAUCGCAGAGGACCCAGUCAUGGUGGGCGACACGCGACGCAACACCGACUUGGAUAAUGGCCGCAGUCACAUCACUACAACUACCGCAAAUGGGUCGCACAAGGACGAUAUGUCCGAGGGAGGGGUUCCUGAGCGCAAGAAGGGCACAAGCGGUUGGACCAAGGUUAAGAGCAGAAGUGAGGAAGCUUCGAAGCGAUGAUACCCAGCAAAGUACUAGAUUUCUUAUUGUCGAUUCGUAGAUUGAAUCCUGCAUCACGUAUGAUCGUGUGUUCAACGUUGUGCACGGAAUGUUCGGCCUAUUGCGAUAUGGUGUAAUCGUGCCUACUCAUCGUACCUUCCAUACUCGUCCACGCAGUCCGUACCUGCCGAUCUGGUAUAGGGUUGGUAUGUAAGCAUGCAAGGGCCGACGUAAAGCGAUCGGGGAUUACAAUGACGCCUUAGAAGCUAACCCCGGAGUCGCGAAACCAACGCGCCGCCUACGGUCCGUUAUGUUUUGCGACGUCUUGGCGUAUGGAGGCUAUGAUUAAUC